Molecule: messenger RNA, 1836 nt
Organism: Plectropomus leopardus (leopard coralgrouper)
Lineage: Eukaryota; Metazoa; Chordata; Actinopteri; Perciformes; Serranidae
Gene: dub
Product: duboraya
Source: RefSeq, a predicted model, not a curated record
AAACUCCCUCCCUCCCUCCCUCUCUCUCUGACACAUACUCGACAUAAAGGCGGCGGCGGCUGAGAGACGAGCAGCAGGAUGGAGGAGGACGCUCCGCCCCGACGCUCCGUGGCUGAACUGGCAGGAAGAUUCAAAGACUCGCCUCGUCCUCACGAUGCUGCCAGGAACGAAACGGAGAAGCCGGUCAGAAGACGACCUCCUCACUCUCUACAUAUCCCCAAACCCCACGAAGACGAGCAGGAGCAGCCUCCAGGUGUCACCUCUCCUCUACCUGCCAAAGCCAAGAGGAACUCUGCUCUGAUCGAGAAGCUCCAGGCUAACCUGGCUCUCUCUCCCUCGGCCCUUCAGCCGUCUCCAAAGAGCCCCGGCUUCAGGCUGCUGCCCCCCAACUUCACCCCGCCCUCCCCGGGCUCCGCCCCCGUUACCACGGUACCCACCUCGUCCUCGGGGACCCCCUCCAGCCCCGUCACCGCGGUCACUCCGUUAACCGAGGAGGAAGGCCCCGCCUCCUUUGAAGCCCCUCCCACUGCGGCGGAAGGAUCCAUCUUGUCGAACGCCAACAUCAAGGGCAGAGCUCGCCACUCCAUCCGGAGACGCCCUCCAUCCCGCCGCCACAGGAAAUCCAGUAGUGGAGACGAGGUCGGGGACGUGUCUCUGAGCUCCCCGACUGGAUCAGAAAACACACCAACAGAAGGAGGAGAGAAGGAGGGAGGAGGAGAGAAGGAGGGAAGAGGAGAGGAGGAGGAGGGAGGAGGAGAGAAGGAGGAGGGAGGAGGAGAAGUGUUAAAAAAGGACAAAACAGAUACUUCAACGUCUCCUGAGAAAAACGAAGAUGAGUCAAAGAUCUCCGAGCUCGAAGGAGAAGAUGAGAAGAAGAAGGAGGGAUCGAUGGGAGGAGAGGAGGGAGACGGAUCUCCAUCAGGAGAAAAGGAGGAGAAAAACUCUGCAGAAAAACACAACGAAGGAGUGACGAACAAAGACAGCAACGAAGAAACAAAAGCGGGGACGGCGGGUCAGAGUUCGGCCCGAUGAGAAACCGGACGUCCGGUCGAGUUGGACCCCCGCAGGCGUGAUGAGCCCCUGAGGGACGGCGAGGGAGACCCUGCGGCGGCGAGGCCUGAGGUCAAAGGGCUGUCUGAGAGUUCGGACUGCGUGCAGACGGAUAUUUACCGAACCGCGGUUUGUUUCUUCUCUCAUGUGAAGACGAAGCGACGAGCCGAAUGUUUUUUGUCUUGUAAAGAAUCGCUGAUGUUUGACUGAAAGUUCAGCUUUUGUUCACUCUGACGGACGAGAAAACUCCCGAAAACGGUUGAUGUGAAUUUGUUUUACUAAUCCUCGACUUAAAGCCUUUUUACACUGCAGCGCCGGAUCAUCCGUUUAUAUGAUGUGAUUCUGUUGUUGUCAUUAUGAUGUUUUCCUGAUGUUUGGUGCCUCCGAAACUGUGACUGAUGAUGAUGAUGAUGGUGAUGAUGCUGAUGAUGAUGAUGACGAUGAUGAUGAUGAUGACGAUGACGACGACGACGACGACGACGACGAUGAUGAUGAUGAUGAUGAUGAUGGUUUGUGAUUCUUGUGUACGUUUGUUCUGAUUUGUGCAAAAGUGUCAUAUACAUACAAAUAAGAUAACGAGCUUGUCUUGAAUCGUUUCUGUUGGAAGAUUAAUCCGAAACCUUCUUCCAAACGUCCAUGAACUGUUAAGAGGAAACGGUGGAGCGUUUUAUUGUUUGUACAAAGCCGCGGCAGUGAGUGAGACGCUUCUGUAGCUGCGUUUAAAACUGAGGACGUCACAUUGUGCCUUUUACUUUGAAACUGGAAUUAAAACGCAUAUUUUGGCUA